GGGAAUAAUUACUAUCGCGCACAAUCGUUUAUUCAUAUGGCACGCCUCUUCUCGACGGACAGAGACAGAAUAAUCCAGGCUUCUUUCGCUUUCAGUUAUAUGUACAGCCCCCCCGCUACCACCACCGCUACCAUCGAAACAGACAGACAGACAGACAGACAGACUCAUGGCAGAUAAUGAAUCGCGAUCCCCGCAAGAUGGGGACAGUCAGGAUCUCGGGCCCGACGAGAAGCCGCGCCUGACUGAAGAAGAGAAGAAGCAGAAUCACAUCGCAUCAGAACAAAAACGUCGAGAGGCAAUUAGGGCCGGCUUCGACCGUCUGUGUGAGCUUGUGCCGGGCCUAGAAGGCCAGGGCCGUUCCGAGGGGCACGUGCUUAAGGCCACGGUCAACUAUAUCCGGAAGGAGCUGGUUGAGCGCCGUGAACUCGUACGUGCUCUGGACGCCCGCGGCGAACAUGUCCCCCAGGAAAUGAAAGACCCAAUUCUCAUCUUGGAAAGAUUGGAGGAACGGGAUCGACAGGAUUGAAGACGAUAGUUCAGAAAGGGCUUGAAAGCUAGAAUAACAAUGCAGGAGAUGUAUAAUACUUGGGUCUACAAACCGACCUCCCACGAAAGAACCUUUGGCAUGCCUUU
This is a messenger RNA of Xylaria bambusicola, 633 nucleotides long. Its product is annotated as helix-loop-helix DNA-binding domain-containing protein. The transcript has 4 exons. Gene Ontology annotation, biological process: regulation of transcription by RNA polymerase II. Bases 167 to 526 code for a protein of 119 amino acids. Lineage: Eukaryota; Fungi; Ascomycota; Sordariomycetes; Xylariales; Xylariaceae. Gene Ontology annotation, molecular function: protein dimerization activity; DNA-binding transcription factor activity, RNA polymerase II-specific; RNA polymerase II cis-regulatory region sequence-specific DNA binding. The record is from RefSeq and is a predicted model, not a curated record.